AUGUCCAACCAGCAGCUCGCCCAGCAGUUCUAUGAGACGUUCACCAAGGCACACGCCGUCUCAGCCCUCCACAAAGAUCUCGCCGCCCUGAUCCAGCAGUGCACCCUCUCUCCCAGCUCGGACUCCCUCGCCCGAAUACACGCUGCCAUCUCCGAACUGCGAAGGCAUCUGGUCAGCGCGGGCAGCGAGGGAUAUCUCCCGAGCUAUGAUCAAAGCCGGACUGAACAGCAACUGCGGUCACUCGAACAGUCCGCGGAACGCCUUCGCACGACCACCGUCCCAAAGUCCAAGUUCGCGUUCAGGCGCGCUGCCCCACCUGCCCCAUCGGGUCCACCUCCCUCUGGGAGUACGCGACGCACAUCAGGACAGCCCGCAAUGUCCACAUCUUCCGCCCCUUCCUCGCAAGCCACCACCAUGUCCGACACCUCCGCGUCUUCCGCAUCCGCAUCCAGACCGGCGACCGACCUCACGCUGCGCGGACAGACGCACAGCUACUUGGACCUCUCGUGGACCCCGAGUGCGGGACGAUCAGAGCUGAGCGUCGCGAUCGCCGACCUCGACCACUGCGUCGUGAACCUCCUUCCCUCCACGUCGUCCUCGCGCCGAGCGCCUACCCAGUUCUCGGCCGUGCACAUACUCAACGUCACCAACUCGCUCGUCCUUCUCCCACCGCUGAGCGGGAGCAUCAUGGUCCACGAUGCAAGACGCUCAACGAUAGUGGCAGGAUGCCAUCAGUUGCGUAUUCACACAUCGUCGAAAGUCGAUGUCUACCUCUCCAUCUCGUCGAACCCGAUCAUCGAACACUCAAGCCAGAUCAGGUUUACCAGUUAUCCCGAGGUGCUCGAUAACACAAGGGACGGCGGGGGCAGCGCAAAUUUCUCCGUGCAAGAUUUCUCGCACGUCCGUGAUACUGCGUCACCCAACUGGUCCGUCCUGGCGGAUUCCGAUCGGAUCGCUGAGGACACAUGGCCCGAGAUCCUGGCGGCCAGUCGGGAUGCGGCGGCAGGGAACUCGUGGACGGACAAGCUGGAACGCACGCUCCCCAACCCUUGAUCUUCUCGGUGAUUGGGGCGUCGGCAGGCAGCGAUGAUAGCGGGUGUACUCUAUCGAAUACAUACAUGCCUGAGAUUUCUUGUUCUUUCGCUUUCUGAUCGUCCCAGGGGGGUUUCUCAGUGCUGCACGCGACCUCUCCUGUCGCCUGAAUCUCAAAGUACCCUACAAC
Messenger RNA from Punctularia strigosozonata HHB-11173 SS5, 1222 nucleotides. RefSeq names its product TBCC-domain-containing protein. Bases 1 to 1053 code for a protein of 350 amino acids. The transcript has 5 exons. Gene Ontology annotation, cellular component: cytoplasm. Gene Ontology annotation, biological process: tubulin complex assembly; post-chaperonin tubulin folding pathway. NCBI's taxonomy places the organism in Eukaryota, Fungi, Basidiomycota, Agaricomycetes, Corticiales, Punctulariaceae. The record is from RefSeq and is a predicted model, not a curated record.